UUUAUUUAUUCAUACAUCAUUUAAACAUUUAUACAUUACUUGAUUACUUUAGUUUUGUUAGGAAUUCAAUAAUACACGAUUAUAUUACUAAUAAGGGAAGUGUGAUGUCCACCAAUUGUCGAUGGUUCUGUAAGAAAUUUUAAAAUCAAUAUUUGAAAAGGAAACAAAAUGGUUUGUAAUAAUAAUGUAUUUAUUUAUGCAUUACUUACGUGCUUUACUUCUGGUACAUAUUCAAUAGUACACGAUUAUAUAACUGAUAACAAAAGCAUGAUAUGCCCUGGAAUUGUUGAAGAUUCAAUUAAAAAUGGUUUUCUUAAUCGUAUUGUGGCUUGUUCUUUUGAUGGAGUAACUUGCACCCAACAUGUUAAAGGUUUUACUAAAAGUAGAGAUGUUCUCUCAACAAUUCUUCCUAACAGUUCUUUCAAUCCUGGUAAUGGUGAUGGGUAUAUUUAUGGAAGUGGUGGUGUCAUUAGCUUAAUGGUUUCUAGCAAUAUACUUACUGACAUUAAAAACUUUGAUAUAUAUUUAUCUAUGGCUUAUUACAUACACAACACAUCACUAGGAACAACUACUUCGAAUGUGACUUAUUGCAUAAAUGGUGAAAGUGAUUCUUAUUACAUCUAUAACACAUCCACUUGGAAUGUAUUUAAUAAAAGAUAUACUUUUACAAAUUCUGAUUUUAAUUUCAUUUUGAAUGCGUCUGGUGGGUUCAUGAGGUUUGAUGAUCUAUGCAUUUAUCAAGUCUGUAAAUUUGGUUACAUAUUCAAUGAAACAACAGGUCUCUGCGAAGGUUUAAAUAUUUUAAGAUCAGCGUUAAAGAUUAGUAGCGAGGGAAUAUCACAAUCAAGUCACAUAGAUAUUCAUAGAAGUAAAGAUAACGAAGAAGUUGUAGGUUUUUGGAUUGCUUUGGAGAAUAGAGGAUUAUACAUUUUGAUAAAACCAUUAGCAUUUUAUGGAGAGAAUGUUGUUUUAACAUAUAGGUUUUAUUCAAGUCAAAGAACCACUUUACGUAUAUUUUACGAAAAUCUUCACGACGAUGUUACAGAGUUUAAUUCCUUUCAUUUUCAAGAAGAUACUUUUGAAAAUUGGUUUGACAGUAAAUCAAGUGUCCGGAUCGAUAAAGUUUCACAGCACGUACUUAAUGCUGAGAAAGAAAAAAAAGUUUUUGAGGAAUGCAUAAGAAAUUAUGGUAAUAAAACAUGUAUACUAUUUGAGCCAGUUAUUAAGGCAAUUUUGUCUGAAUGUAAUAAUUGUUUUAUUCUUCGGAUUACAUUUCAAAAUCCUGGCGCAAAAACUAACAACAACCUAAACUUCAUAAUAUAUUUGGCUUCCUUUAACGUCUUAUUAGAUGACCUCAAAGUAUGUCCAGAUAACUUGACUUCAAAUCAACUUAAAAAUGGUUGCGACGGCUGCGCAACUGGUUAUAAGUUUAAUAUUACAUCUGGUCAUUGUGAAGGUAUAUAGUUUUAUUUAUUUUUAUAUUAUUAUAACUUAAUUACAUAUUCAUUUAAUAUUUUUGCUGUU
This is a messenger RNA of Hydra vulgaris (swiftwater hydra), 1524 nucleotides long. The record is from RefSeq and is a predicted model, not a curated record. NCBI's taxonomy places the organism in Eukaryota, Metazoa, Cnidaria, Hydrozoa, Anthoathecata, Hydridae.